AUGAUUACAACGCGAAUUCUAUUGAUUAUUAAUUUUUUUACUUUUCUUAGUUUAAAUUUAAGAAACUUUUCUAAUAAUUCUUUUAGUAAUUUAAAUCAGGGUAGCAAUCUUGUUUGCAAUAGAUUUUUGAAUGAAACAACUACAGGAUCAGUUGAAGAAAAUAAAGAUAGAAGUCCCACCACUGAUGUAGCUGAAAAGCAAGCUGAUCAAGUUUCCCCUGAUGCUAGUGGUGUUAGUCAAGGUGAACAAACUUUAACUGCCACAAAUGGGAAGACAACUCAGUUAACUACCCAGAGUGAUCCUAAAGGACCUGAGCAUACAAGUGAUCCUACUGCAAGCUCCCCAAAUCCUUCAGCUGAUGCAAAACCUCCUAGUAAUGAAGGCGAUGGAAGUUCUGGCCAAGUAACCAAAGUUGAAACUAGUGUACCUAAGCAAGAAAAUCAAAAUGGACAAAGUCAAACCAUUGCACCUGAUAAAGCACCUGAAGUGCCUUCACCCCCCUCAGAUUUAAGCAAACAAACUACAGAAGUAAAACCUCCACAAACUGAGGAAGAAAGUGGUGGUGAAGUAAAAACUGGUGAUGCAGCUACAAGUGUUAGCAAAACACAAGAAGUAGAAGUUUCAGAGCAUGUACAAACGGAUGUUGAUGGGCAUAGUAAAGGAAAUUCCUCAACAGGUGAUUCAAAUAAUGAAUUAACAAAUCCAACUAAUAAAGAGAAAUUAGAUGGUGAAAGUCCAGAACUAGUUGAAACCCCAACUGUGAUUGAAGAUGAUUAUGCAUCUGUACAUUCAGAAGAUCGUAUUGAAAGAACAAUCGAAGAAGACACACCAAGAAAUAGUCAUGGUACGGAAUACAAUAAUUUCGAUAAUUUUAAUCGUCUAAGAAAAUAUAAAUUAGGAAAAAAUGCAUCUCAUAUGAAUGAAUUAAAGGAGAUGGAAGAAGAAAAUGAAAAAUCUUGCACACAUAACAAUGGAGGUUGUGGUGAUGAUAAAAUAUGUAUAACAACUGCUAAUAAUAAUAUAGCAUGCAUUUGUAAGGAGGGUUAUUUAGUAGGAAAUCAGUGUGUAAUUUCACAAUCAUCUUCAUUAAAACCACUUCUUUCAUUAGUUAUUUACACUAUUAUUUCUUUGAUAAUAAUAAAUUAG
Molecule: messenger RNA, 1146 nt
Organism: Plasmodium gallinaceum
Lineage: Eukaryota; Apicomplexa; Aconoidasida; Haemosporida; Plasmodiidae
Gene: MSP5
Product: merozoite surface protein 5, putative
Exons: 2
Coding region: 1-1146 (381 amino acids)
Source: RefSeq, a predicted model, not a curated record